GGUAGUUAAAAGUGAAGAAAACCAAUUACAACCUGGGUUUAUUUGUGUUAGUGGUAGUGAAACUAACAAAGUUUGCUUGAUGCCUUCCCAAGCAGUUAACAGUGUGUAUCACAUGAUAUUUAGAAAGAAAACUGCAUAUUCUGAACCUGCCAUUCUUGGGUUUAAUGAUGAGAUAAUUAUACAAAAAUUGCUAAAUAAAAUAAGAUUUAGACCAAUUUUUAUUAAUGUUGGAAGUUCUGUUGUUAUAGUAUCAGAAAUCGGAAAUAAAAGCUUUACAUCAUCUAUACUAACAAAAAAAAGUCAAAGAACUCUAGCUUUACAAAAAAUGAUCAAUAAUGAAUUUACUCUUGAUUUUUAUAAAGGGAAUCAAAUAUUAUGGCAUUAUAAGAAUAAGUCUGCUAACAGUCAUGCAAUUCAAGAAAAUCAAGAAAAUUCAUCUAAUUCUAAUCUAACUUAUAACCCAACCACUGACAAAGCUAAUUUAAAAAUACUAUAUGAACUUGAAUAUUUGCAAACUGAUUUAGAAGAUUUGGAAAGUUCAGAUAAUAUUAUUACUAAUCAUGAGAUAGAACAAUUUGCAUAUUUACACCUUCAUGAAAAACUUCAG
This is a messenger RNA of Racocetra persica, 607 nucleotides long. The record is from the annotation of a GenBank genome assembly. Lineage: Eukaryota; Fungi; Glomeromycota; Glomeromycetes; Diversisporales; Gigasporaceae.